This is a messenger RNA of Prunus mume (Japanese apricot), 1581 nucleotides long. RefSeq names its product HXXXD-type acyl-transferase family protein (gene CER2). Lineage: Eukaryota; Viridiplantae; Streptophyta; Magnoliopsida; Rosales; Rosaceae. The record is from RefSeq and is a predicted model, not a curated record. Gene Ontology annotation, molecular function: acyltransferase activity, transferring groups other than amino-acyl groups.
AAAUAUUUAUCCAAUAAAAGGCGAUCUAGAACAUAUCCAGCUACAAAAUAUAGUCUACAUUAAAAGCAGUAGCUAGCAACAACCAAUCAUACUCCUCCUAGCUAGCUAUAUAUAUAGUUCCAUCACAAGGUUUUCAUUGAACAUGCCAUGAAUUAGACACCAUUUUGUUUCACUAAAAAUGAUUUCAACAGGCUUGAGGCUUUCCUCAGUUGUGCCAGCCACCGUGACAGCUGAGCAAAACAUGGUCCAUGAGCUCACAGACAUGGACUUGGCCAUGAAGCUUCAUUACAUCGAAGGGCUCUACUUCUUCAAGAGUGAUGCAGUUGAAGGGCUCACAAUAUAUGACCUGAAGAAACCUAUGUUUCAUCUGCUGCAGCUCCAAUUCACUGCCUCCGGGAGGAUUCGGCGAUCCGAAACCGGCAGGCCCUUCAUCAAGUGCAAUGAUAGUGGUGUGAGAAUUGUAGAGGCAUAUUCUGAGGAAGCUAUGGAUCAAUGGCUGGCCAUGGCCAUGGAGGAUUCUUCUCGCUUUGAUGGUCUUACUUAUAACCAAGCCCUUGGUCCUGAUCUUGGUUUCUCUCCUUUGGUCUUUUUACAGUUCACUUGGUUUAAAUGUGGAGGAAUGUCAGUAGGACUGAGCUGGGCCAAUGUUCUUGGAGAUGCAUUUUCUGCCUCAGCAUUCAUCAACAUGUUGGGGAAGAUCAUGGCAGGUCACCUGCCACUCAAACCUUUGCACGUGCCAGUUCCUGGAAAACCUGAAUUCCCAGCACCUUCAACCCCUAACACAUCAUCUUCUCUGAAAAGGGUUGAUUCAGUAGGAGAUUACUGGGUGACACCCAACAACUGCAAGAUGAGGAAACAUACUUUUCAUGUUUCUGCCAAGAAACUUGAUCAUUUGCUCUCAAACCAAUCAACCAAGUUCUCAGCUUUUGAAGUUCUUUCUGCUAUAAUUUGGAAAUCCUUGUCGAAAAUUAAGGAAAACUCAGCGCAGACAAGAAGGGUGACAAUUUGCACAAAUUCCCAUGAGAGAGAAUAUGAAAUUCCAAGUAACAACAUGGUUUUGAGCACAGUUGAAGCUGAUUUCUUGGUCACAGAAGCUGAUGUCUCAGAGUUGGUGGAGCUGAUUUUGAACAGAAGGGCAGAAGAGAAAGGAAUAGUUGAGGAAAUGAAAGGGUUGGAGAGUGGGAGUUCAGACUUCAUAGCAUAUGGAGCAAAUUUGGCAUUUGUGAAUUUGGAAGAGGCAGAGAUUUAUGGGCUUGAAUUGAAGGGACAAAAACCAGUUUAUGCAAAUUAUUGCAUUAAUGGGGUUGGUGAUGAAGGGGUUGUUUUGGUGCUUCCAGGGCCAAAUUAUGGCAAAGAGGAAGCUAAUAUUCGUGGCGGCCGGCUAGUGACUGUGGUUCUGCCUGAAAAUGAAGUUGCGCAGCUGAAAACUGAGCUCCAAAGAGAAUGGAGUACUGCUUGAAAACUGCUCUAAGUGUUUGUGUAUCAAGUUUGAUCCCAUUCUCGUGCAUUAGAAUAAUUUAGAAAUAGCACUUGGGAAAAAAAAAAAAAAAAAAAAAGAAGUUAUUUGAAAGGGAAACAAUU